This is a messenger RNA of Lachancea meyersii CBS 8951, 768 nucleotides long. The record is from the annotation of a GenBank genome assembly. Lineage: Eukaryota; Fungi; Ascomycota; Saccharomycetes; Saccharomycetales; Saccharomycetaceae.
AUGAUCCAAUAUAUUCGCAACUUAACUUCACAUUGCCUAACCUUCCUCCACAUCACUGAAACCAACCGAACGAUGCUCCGUAAAGUGCUCUUCAGUGUGCUUUUAGCUACUGCGUGGGCUUUUCCAGCUCGUAAAGAUGGUUCUGAGAUCAAUGAAGAAGUAGAAAAGGCUCCACCUGGCUUGUCGUGGGAAGAAUGGCAUAUGCAACAUGAGCACCAGACCCAGAAAUACGACCCUGAAACGUUUUUUGUACUCCAUGAUAUCGGUCAGAAAGGCUAUUUUGACAAAGAAGAUAUACUUAGCAUGUAUGGCCUCAAUCGUGCAGAGGUUGUAGGAAGUGGCGAUGGAAUGGGAAAGCACGAUAACUCGGAACAGAUUGACGUCGAAUUGCCCGACAAGGUGUUCCGUCUGAUCAUGCAGCUAUUGGAUGUUGACGAUGACAGCAAAAUAGAGAAAAAGGAAUAUUUGAGAUUUGCGAAGGCCGGAAACAAGAUGCCAGAUCUGGGAGUCGGGGUUGGCCAUCAUUCUGACUUUGAGCUGGAAUACGAGCUACAUCACUGGAACAAGUAUCACAGGGACGUCGAUCCCUCUGUGAAAAUUGUGCAUCGCGAAGAUAUUGAGCACGAUUUGCUACAUCAUGAGCAUGAGGUCGAGCAUGAGGGCUUGGCCCAACAAGGCGCGUCAAGAGUUACAAUCAAGACUGAUGACGAGCUAGAGGCCAUGAUCAAGUUUGAGAGAAUUCCUGCAAAAUUUAGAAUUGGUUUUUAA